GGUCAGCGCGGGUCUUUGAGGCCCAGGACAGUGACCCGGAACUGGUCCGGAYCAUCGACGCUCACAGCCCCGUUGGCAGACUGAUCCAACUCAAAGUGGGAGCUCAGGUCAUGUUAACUAAAAACCUGGAUGUUGGUCGAGGUCUGGUGAACGGAGCACGGGGAGUUGUUCUAGAUUUUGAGACUGGAAAACACGGACUUCCACGUGUGCGCUUCAUGUGUGGGCUCACCGAGGUGCUGAAACCAGAGCGCUGGGUGUUCAAGUCUGCUGGUGGGAUCUUCUUAAGCCGACAGCAGCUGCCUGUCAAACUGGCCUGGGCCAUCUCCAUCCACAAGAGCCAGGCCUCCAUGGACGAUUUUCUCUACAACAACAAAGAGAACGCCUGAAGGAAAGAAUGCUCCUGCACUGURUGCACCAUGUGCACCAUGUGCACGACUCAGUCUGUUACUCUGACAAAGCUGUUUUUGGGACUGCACUGACACUUUGAGCUACACUACCACCUUGUGUUUAAUAAUGUUGCUUUUAUUCACAUGUGAUCUUUUUUAGAUUUUUAUUUAAAUCAGGAUUUUUUUCUUCAUGAAUUCAAUAAAGUUUUAGUCAAACCACAACAGAC
Molecule: messenger RNA, 613 nt
Organism: Austrofundulus limnaeus
Lineage: Eukaryota; Metazoa; Chordata; Actinopteri; Cyprinodontiformes; Rivulidae
Product: ATP-dependent DNA helicase PIF1
Biological process (GO): DNA repair; telomere maintenance
Molecular function (GO): DNA helicase activity
Source: RefSeq, a predicted model, not a curated record